Molecule: messenger RNA, 1781 nt
Organism: Adineta steineri
Lineage: Eukaryota; Metazoa; Rotifera; Eurotatoria; Adinetida; Adinetidae
Source: the annotation of a GenBank genome assembly
AUACUAAAGUUUAUAAUCAAGAAACACGUUCAUCGUAUGCAUUCAAUUCAAAAAAGAAACAAUGGAUAAGUUGUGAUACAGUUGAUGAUGUUGCAUUGAUAGCUCGCUAUGCUAAUUUACAAGGAUUAGCUGGUGUGACAUUAUCAUCACUAGGACAAGAUGAUGUUGAUGGACGAUGUGGAAAUGGUCCUUACCCAUUAUUACAUGCUGUUGCUGGUAUUUCUAAUCAAAAUACUAUUCAAGAAACUACUACUACUACACAAUCUAUUGAUAAUAAAAGAGUUCGUACUAAUCAAGUGCAUAAUGUAUUCUGUUCUGUAAAUUCAAAUGCUGAUACAUAUUAUGGUUCAACACAAUUUACAUUAGAUCAAAUUGAUUCAAACCUUUGUACACAUAUAAUAAUUGAUCAUAAUAAUUCGUUAUUUUCUGCAUCUGUAUCGGAUCAAUUAAAAAGUCAAAAUACAGAUUUAAAAUUUCUCCUUACGAUUAAUUCCAAUGAAAAUAUAACUAUUAAUCAAUGGGAAGAUCUUCUUGAAAAAAAUAAAGCUGAUGGCAUUAAUAUUUGUAUGGAUUCAAAAACAAUCACACACGAUUUUCUUAAACAAAUUGCAACAAUCAAAUCAAUUUUACCUGAUAAAUAUAUGAUAACAAUAUCAUUUCAAUCACCAGCUGAUGCAUCAGAUCAAAAAUUACUUUAUAAAAUACUUGCUUUAUAUGAAUUUGUUGAUUAUCUUAUUGUUCUUCCAUUUGAUGAAAAAUCCAUUGGAAAUUUUAAAGAACUUCAAUCAUGGAAUAGUCUUGCUGCACUUAUUCAAGCUAAUCCAGAUAAACAUAUUGGAGAUUUUUCAAUGGCUUCAAUACUUGCCUUUAUUCUUUCAUCUGAUGUACCAAAAGAAAAAUUGAUUAUGGGUAUUCCAACAUAUGGUCUUUCAUUUUUAUUAGAAAAUGAAAAUAAAUAUUCUAUUGGUGAUAAUAUCUUAGCUUCAGGUUUACCAGGACGUAUCACACAUAUACCAGGCAUACUUGCAUCUUAUGAAAUUUGUAAUGCUAUUCAAUCGAAUAAUUAUGAAAGAUUUUUAAGUAAUGAAAGUGUUAUAGUUAUGGCACAUAAGAAAGAUAAUUUAAUUCUAUUUGAUGAUACACAAUCAUUACAAUUACCAAGAAGAAUUGUUAAUGGAACUGUUGAAUUAAAAGGAAAAUUUAUUAAACAAUCUCAAUUAGGUGGUGUACUUGUACAUUCAAUUGAUAUGGAUGAUUAUUCCGGUAAAUUUUGUAAUCGUGGUAAAUAUCCUAUUACAUCUGUUAUAUCUGGAUUAUUUUCAAAACCAAUAACACCUCCAUCGAUUGAAACAACGACAACUCCUUCAAAACAAAAAACUGGUUUAUGUUCAGGUAUAAAAACAAAAGAUUUAAUCGUUGAUGAAGCUGAUUGUCAUUACUAUUAUGUAUGUCUACCAAAUAUUGAUGCACCAGUUGCACAUUUACAAUGUCCAUCCAAUAUGCGUUUUUCAAAACGAUUGAAAGCAUGUACACAAGAAGAUUUACCUUGUUCUUCAAAACCAAAGGUCAAUAAAAAUAAAGAAACUUUAGAAGCAACAACAUCAGAAACUAAACCAAAAUUCAUAUGUCCAAUGCCAGAUGGUAUCUUUGCUGAUGUAUCUGACUGUACACAAUAUUUUGCAUGUUCAAAUAAUAUCAUUUCUCCAAUGAAAUGUCCAGCAUCACUGAAAUUUAAUUCUCAAUCAAAACAAUGUGAUUGGUCGUCGGACUUGUGUCCUUAA